This is a messenger RNA of Suillus subalutaceus, 768 nucleotides long. RefSeq lists its product as uncharacterized. The record is from RefSeq and is a predicted model, not a curated record. The transcript is spliced from 3 exons. NCBI's taxonomy places the organism in Eukaryota, Fungi, Basidiomycota, Agaricomycetes, Boletales, Suillaceae. Bases 1 to 768 code for a protein of 255 amino acids.
AUGAGGUACGAGCGCAAAGGGGGAGUCCGAGAAGGAGUGAAAGUAGAUGAGGAUGAGGAUGAUGGAGACAGGGAUGAGGAUUGGGAGGAUGCGCCCACAACUUUCAGCCAUGCAGGGCUCGAGUAUGAAUUUGCAAAUGAGUAUGAGAAUUCAGAAUGCACAGGCGUCUCCCACCUUGUCCAUUCUUGGCAGAUGCAAGGUCAUCAAGGAAAGGAGAGUCCAUUAAAACCAUCAGCCGACAUGCUUCGCAAUGCACAAGUUGCUCUUGCUGUACAGUGGUAUAUGAAGCGAACAUCCAAGUUGGCCCUAAUGCUUGGGGAGAUGUUCAGAGUGGCAUACACAGAUGAUUUUGAGAUCUAUCAAAAGGCCUUUGAGGCAGGUGUCUGGGAGGUGGCAGAUCCAGGCCCCUGGCUGGGGCGUGCAAUUGUCUGGAAGCUGAAUGUCUUACCUCAUCGUGAUGGGCUGGACGGUGGCCCUACUGCAAUAUUUUGCUUGGGCCACUUUUCAGGGGGUGAGGCCUACCUAACAGAUCUCAAGCUCAAACUUUGGUAUCGUCCAGGCGAUGUGCUUAUUUUUAGGGCUGGAGACCUCUAUCAUGCUGUUGGCCCUUGGAAGGCUGAAGGAGGUGUUACUUCACGGGGCAUCACACCUGGCCGCAUUGGAAAUGUUUUUUUUUCACCAGCUCACUCUCUUCGUGCCCUGAAAAACAGGAAAGCUGGUUGGAUGAGACAUACUGCUGGAGGCGUCUUACCCAGCUCUGAGUCUUAG